CGCUUUCGUUUGACCCCCGAUGGCGGUUGACAGGAAGAUCAACGAAAUUGCGCUGAGCGUCCAUGACGUGAACGGACCCAUGUCUCUCGCACCAGAAAAGGCGGGCCGAGCCCCCGCCGCCUCGACGUCCGGCUCGGUGCAGCGUGCUAUCGCGUGCCUCCUCUUCCUCAUCGUGGUGCUUCUCACGGUACUUGUGGGCCUGGCGGUGCACGUCGUGGUCAGCAUCAAGCCGUCGCAGACCGCAGACGCACUCGUCACACUCUCCGAGUUGGUCCCGAUCGCCCGCCAGAUCCAGCCAAGCAUCAGCACGCUCGCUGCGGCUGUCGACUCCUCGUCGAUGCUCUUCUCGUCCUUCGCUGAAUACGUCCGCCACUGGGGGCCGCCCAAGUCGAUCCCCCUCUUGCUUGCGAGGCGUGCUGUCGCGCCUCCCUGCCGCCUCUCUCCUCCACUCACCACCGGUACCCUCCUCUUGACCUCUUGCCGCAGCACGAUGACGGUGCACCUCGGCGACGUCACCGCCGAGCUUGCGCGCAUCGGCAGCAAGCUCGAGCCGCUGCUCGAGAAGCUCCGGUACGACGACACCUUCGUCGACCCGGCGACCUUCGUUGCAAACUUCUUCCAGGCGAUCCGGCAACUCGACGGCCCGAUCCACAAGGCGGAGGUCGACGUCUUUGGCAACAGCACGACAGACGGGGCGAGCAACGGCGACAUCGUCCAGACCCUCCGCGAGUGGCUCGGAGAGGAGCCGGUCGAGUACCUCGUCUCUCAGCUCGACGGCCAAGCCUGGAACUCGACGACCGCGGCGUGCCACUCCCUCCGCCGUGAGAUGUCGAUCGUCAUGACGGAGCUUUCGAUCGAGCACGCCCCGAUGCAGAUGAUUAGCCCGAUCUAUGUUAGCGGCUACUAUGACAAGGACGGCGUGUACCACCCGGGCUUCUACACGCUCGUCGCGCCACCUCCGUCGCCUUCUCCACCCUCCAGCCCCCCUUCGACAAGUUGCUCCAGCUUCUGUACCUCAGUCGUCUCCCUCGAGUACAAGUGCUCCCCCUAUGGCUAUGGCAGCAGCUGCGCGGGGUGCUCCGACUGCGUGGAUUACCUGAAGAACCACGCGCAGCCGUCGUACGAGGGGGCGUACACAUACGACGGGCCCUCGCCAGACGAGGGUCCGCUCGAGGCGGGCCUGCGGAACGCCUACGACAGCCUCGCGUACGUGUGCCUCAUCUUCGAGGCAAUGGCUGAGUGAUGUGUCAUGUGACUCGCCUUUCAAGGACCGCCGACACCGAGCCCGCUGGAGGCCGACAACGAGUUGCUGAGACAUGCCGCAUGAUAGAAGGCUCGCGGCAGAGGCGGGAGAGGGGGGGGAUUCUGCUCACUCUGGUAGAGAGGCAGGGUUGUGAUGGUCGAAGAACAGUCGGCAAAGCCACCCCCGGUCGCACGCUGUGGUGUGGUGGUCGAUGCACGAUGGGGCGUGUGCCAGGAGUGAGAGUCGCGUGUAUUGCGCGGCCUCGCGGUCUUUGGCUGAUUCGAACGUUGGGGAGGUCUUGAUCGUCUCUUGACCGGAAAACCCAAAACGGGG
Emiliania huxleyi CCMP1516 is the source of this 1576-nucleotide messenger RNA. RefSeq lists its product as hypothetical. The record is from RefSeq and is a predicted model, not a curated record. NCBI's taxonomy places the organism in Eukaryota, Haptophyta, Isochrysidales, Noelaerhabdaceae. The transcript has 2 exons. The coding region runs from base 20 to 1243 and encodes 407 amino acids.